CAGUUCCUCAGGUCUCGUGGCGGCCGUGUGUGCGCGCGUCCGAGAUUACGAGUUAGCAAUAAUACAAAGUAAUAUGAAAUAAUCGAUUAAAGAUCAAUAAAGGUUUAUUUGUCAGACUAGUUUGAAAUUGGUCGAAGCAAGCCAGGAGCGGAGUUCUAAGAAUGUCGGACAGUGAGGAGAGCGACUUCUCGGACAACGCCAGCGGCGGCAGCAGUGAUGGAGAGGCUGAAGAAGUAGGACAUGAGGAGGAGGCAACGAGUCCUCAGGGGAGCGACAAGGUAGCAGAAGAGGAGGGUGAGGAUCUGGAGGAGGAAGACGAGUAUGACGAAGAGGAGGAAGAGGAUGAUGACGACCGACCCAGGAAGAAACCAAGACAUGGGGGAUUUAUUCUGGACGAAGCCGAUGUUGAUGAUGAGUAUGAGGAUGAAGAUCCUUGGGAGGAGGGAGCCGAAGAUAUUUUGGAAAAAGAGGAGGCUGAAGUGUCCAACAUCGACCAUGCUGUGCUUGAAGACGACCACUCUGGCUCCAGGAGGCUGCAGAACCUCUGGAGGGACUCCCGGGAGGAGGCCCUUGGUGAAUACUACAUGAGGAAAUACGCCAAGUCUGCAGGAGGGGAGCACCACUCCGGAGGAUCUGAGGAGCUGUCUGAUGACAUCACCCAGCAGCAGCUACUUCCUGGAGUCAAGGAUCCUAAUCUCUGGACAGUCAAGUGCAAGAUUGGAGAGGAGAGGGCGACGGCAAUUGCUCUGAUGAGGAAGUUCAUCGCCUACCAGUUUACUGACACACCCCUCCAGAUAAAGUCUGUUGUAGCCCCAGAGCACGUGAAGGGGUACAUCUAUGUGGAGUCGUACAAACAGACCCAUGUGAAGGCAGCCAUCGAGGGGGUGGGGAACCUGCGCAUGGGCUUCUGGAACCAGCAGAUGGUUCCUAUCAAGGAGAUGACUGAUGUCCUGAAGGUGGUGAAGGAAGUGACCAACCUCAAGCCCAAGUCCUGGGUCCGUCUGAAGAGAGGGCUCUACAAGGACGAUAUAGCCCAGGUGGACUAUGUGGAGCCCAGUCAGAACACCAUCUCUCUCAAGAUGAUUCCUAGAAUAGACCUGGACCGCAUCAAAGCCAAGAUGAGCCUGAAAGACUGGUUUGCAAAGAGAAAGAAGUUCAAGAGACCGGCUCAGAGGCUAUUUGACGCAGAGAAGAUCAGGUCCCUGGGCGGGGAGGUCAGCCAUGACGGAGACUUCAUGAUCUUUGAGGCCAAUCGUUACAGCCGGAAAGGAUUCCUCUUCAAGAGCUUUGCGAUGUCAGCAGUGAUCACAGAUGGUGUCAAGCCCACUCUGUCAGAGCUAGAGAAGUUUGAGGACCAACCUGAAGGAAUCGACCUGGAGGUGGUCACCGAGUCAGGUAAGGAGCGUGAACACAACCUCCAGGCAGGGGACAACGUGGAGGUGUGUGAGGGAGAGCUGAUAAACCUCCAGGGGAAGAUCCUGAGUGUGGAUGGAAAUAAGAUCACCAUCAUGCCCAAACACGAGGACCUCAAGGACCCCUUGGAGUUCCCCGCCCAUGAACUGAGGAAAUACUUCCGAAUGGGUGACCACGUGAAGGUGAUCGCUGGCCGCUAUGAGGGAGACACGGGCCUCAUCGUCCGAGUGGAAGAAAACUUUGUCAUCCUGUUCUCCGACCUCACCAUGCACGAGCUGAAGGUGUUGCCCAGGGACCUCCAGCUGUGCUCGGAGACGGCCUCCGGGGUGGACGCGGGGGGGCAGCACGAGUGGGGGGAACUGGUCCAGCUUGACCCCCAGACGGUGGGGGUGAUCGUCCGACUGGAGAGGGAGACAUUCCAGGUUCUCAACAUGCAUGGGAAGGUUAUGACGGUGCGCCAUCAAGCGGUCAAUCGGCGGAAAGACAACCGCUUCGCCGUGGCUCUGGACUCGGAGCAGAACAACAUCCACGUCAAGGACAUCGUCAAGGUCAUCGACGGACCCCACUCUGGCCGUGAGGGGGAGAUUCGCCACCUGUUCCGAGGUUUUGCCUUCCUUCACUGCAAGAAGCUGGUGGAGAAUGGAGGGAUGUUCGUCUGCAAGACCCGACACCUCGUGCUGGCUGGAGGCUCCAAGCCCAGAGACGUCACCAACUUCACGGUGGGGGGUUUUGCCCCGAUGAGCCCCCGCAUCAGCUCCCCCAUGCACCACGGGGGGGGAGGAGCCCAGCAACAGAGAGGCGGAGGAGGAGGAGGAGGAGCGGGGGGGGGAGGAGGUGGAAUGGGGCGUGGCCGAGGCAGGAGAGACAACGAUCUGAUUGGACAGACUGUUCGGAUCUCACAAGGACCUUACAAAGGUUACAUCGGUGUGGUCAAGGAUGCCACCGAGUCCACAGCCAGGGUGGAGCUGCACUCCACCUGUCAGACCAUCUCCGUCGACCGCCAGCGUCUCACCACCAUGGGCGCCAAGAGGAGCAGUGGACAGACGUCGACCCACGGUCGCACCCCUAUGUUCGGCUCCCAGACACCCAUGUACGGGACGGGCUCCCGGACGCCCAUGUACGGCUCGCAGACACCACUGCACGACGGGAGCCGCACGCCCCACUAUGGCUCACAGACCCCGCUGCAUGAUGGGAGUCGAACGCCUGGACAGAGUGGCGCAUGGGACCCCAACAACCCCAACACCCCCUCGCGGAACGAGGAUGACUUUGACUUCGGCUACGGAGACGAGCCUUCGCCGUCCCCUCAGGGCUACGGUGGGACCCCCAACCCCCAGACCCCGGGAUACCCCGAGGUCCCCUCCCCGCAGGUCAACCCCCAGUACAACCCCCAGACCCCAGGGACCCCAGCCAUGUACAACACCGAGCAGUACUCGCCCUACGCAGCCCCCUCCCCGCAGGGCUCCUACCAGCCGAGCCCCUCCCCGCAGAGCUACCACCAGGUGGCGCCCUCCCCGGUGGGCUACCAGAACACCCACUCCCCCGCCAGCUACCACCCCACACCCUCACCCAUGGCCUAUCAGGCUAGCCCGAGCCCCAGCCCGGUAGGCUACAGCCCCAUGACCCCGGGGGCCCCUUCCCCAGGGGCCUACAACCCCCACACCCCCGGGUCCAACAUCGAGCAGGGGGGCGGUGACUGGGUGACCCCCGACAUCCUGGUCCGGGUCAAGGACUCCUUGUUGGACCUGGUGGGACAGCAGGGAGUGGUUCGCAGUGUUACGGGAGGGAUGUGUUCAGUAUUUAUUCAGGAGACUGAGAAAGUGGUCAGCAUCAGCAGUGAGCACCUGGAGCCUGUCACCCCCACCAAGAACAACAAGGUGAAGGUGAUUCUGGGGGAGGACCGCGAGGCGACGGGGGUUCUGCUGAGUAUCGACGGAGACGACGGCAUCGUCCGCAUGGAGCUGGACGGACAGCUGAAGAUCCUCAACCUCCGUUUCCUGGGACGCCUGGACCACUGA
This is a messenger RNA of Gadus chalcogrammus (walleye pollock), 3428 nucleotides long. It is a transcript of the gene supt5h, whose product is annotated as SPT5 homolog, DSIF elongation factor subunit. Gene Ontology annotation, molecular function: mRNA binding; protein binding. Bases 162 to 3428 code for a protein of 1088 amino acids. The transcript has 30 exons. Gene Ontology annotation, cellular component: DSIF complex. The record is from RefSeq and is a predicted model, not a curated record. NCBI's taxonomy places the organism in Eukaryota, Metazoa, Chordata, Actinopteri, Gadiformes, Gadidae. Gene Ontology annotation, biological process: transcription elongation-coupled chromatin remodeling; transcription elongation by RNA polymerase II; regulation of transcription by RNA polymerase II.